AUGUUAACGAGAGGUUUGCCCUUUUCAUCUUGUUGAAAAAUACAUCAGGUGGGUCCCUUUCCCUGCUGUCUCGUUUAAAUCACAGCGAUCUGCUUGGCCGAUUUCUGUUCUUCGCGUCUUAUAAUCGUACUCAUAUAUUCAGACUCACACGAUACUCGUAGCAGCAGACACUACCACCUUCUCUCCCUCUAACGAAAUUUCUGUAUCUGCUUUUUCUUUCAUUUCUUGAAAUGGCUUCAAGUGCUACUUCACUUUGCUGCCCACCACUCAGAAGCUCACGCGCCGCCGUUCUCCACCAAUGUCAGCAGCUGAACCCUAACAGACUCUCUUUUCCAAUCAACUUCAACACCGCUAAAAGAACAACGAAUCUCACUGUUCAACGCGUGCCUCUCCCUCUCAAGGUUCUCUGCGGUCGCGGAAACCGAGCUACAGCUGUUACUCAGGACUCUUGGGAGAAUUCAAUUUUGAAAAGUGAUAUUCCUGUUCUUGUUGAAUUCUAUGCAAGUUGGUGUGGGCCUUGCAGGAUGGUUCAUCGAGUAAUUGAUGAGAUUGCAGCAGAGUAUGAUGGGAAACUCAAAUGCUUUGUGCUUAACACAGACAAUGACCUGCAAAUUGCUGAGAACUAUGAAAUUAAGGCGGUGCCAGUUGUUCUACUUUUCAAGAAUGGAGAGAAGCGAGAGUCGGUGGUCGGUACCAUGCCAAAGGAAUUCUAUAUUGCUGCAGUUGAGAGAGUUAUGCAGUCGUGAACUUGGUUCAGUGCAUGACUUGAACAUGCGUUACAGUCAAUCAAUUGUGUUUGGUCAGGUAUCAUAAUGCCUGGUGUUCAUGAAUUGCUUUUUCAGUCAUCGAGUGACAUGGUGUGAAUAGUGUUAUAAAAUUUACCCCUGCUGGUUAUCUCUUUUGGACUUGUGGUGGUGGACUUUGUCUCACCUUUUCUUGGUUGAGAAUCUUCUGCUACCCUACCUGCUGUGAAUAUGUCAUUGAUUUUUUUCUUGCCCAUGCUGUAUAUCUGGGGGUUUUAUUUCUAUGGAAAAUCAAGGAUUUGACUAUAUUUUGAGCUUAAAACUGUACUGGCGGCAUGGCAGAUCUGUUCUUUAUGAUCUGCUGGAGAUGGAUUGGAAAUUUCAUGAGAUUAGAACUUUGCUUCCCUAUA
This is a messenger RNA of Populus euphratica (Euphrates poplar), 1153 nucleotides long. It is a transcript of the gene ATHM3, whose product is annotated as Thioredoxin superfamily protein. The transcript has 2 exons. Bases 231 to 746 code for a protein of 171 amino acids. NCBI's taxonomy places the organism in Eukaryota, Viridiplantae, Streptophyta, Magnoliopsida, Malpighiales, Salicaceae. The record is from RefSeq and is a predicted model, not a curated record. Gene Ontology annotation, cellular component: cytoplasm. Gene Ontology annotation, molecular function: protein-disulfide reductase activity.